AUGGGUGCCAGCGACUCCAAAAUCGGCUUCAAGCAGGGCAUCUUCAAGCUGUCAGAGGAGCGCAACAUUGCGGCGCGCGACCCUUACUGGACCUCGUUCUGGGAGCUUCCUGAGUCGUCCGAGGAUGUGUUCAGCCUCUUUUCGCCAAACGACAUCCGCCGAACCCGUGACAAUGCCCUAGAGAACAUCGAGACGUUGAUUCAAGCCCUGAUAUCGCGAAUCCUUGGUUUACGUCAUCAUCCGUCCUUUCCAGAUCCCGAACAAGCUCCAGAACGAGACAUCCUCAACUGCAUCAGAGUCCUGACCCGAAUAUUGCCAUAUCUCUAUGAGAAAGAGAGCCUAGGAGCUUGGGAAGAACGGUUCUUGUGGACUCCGCGAAAGGGAAAGGGCCGAUCGCCUACCAAGAACGAAGUCUUGUUCGAUGAAGCCCAAGAGGGGAAGGAACAGCCCCAACCCGCAGCGGAUGUCCAAGAGACAUUGAAGCCUCUGGCAGAAGAAUUGAUAGACACGUUGAUUGAUCUCCUAUUCUUCUCCGGCUUCACUCUCCCUCGUCAGCCGGAUGGCCAGUCCAAAGUCACAUAUGCCAUAUGGCAGAGCGGGGUUGGAUGCAAUACCGCCGUGGCGACGACGAAAGAAUUCGAAAGCAACAGAUGCGAAAUCCUCAGGCUCCUCAUGACCCUUGCUGGUCAAAGCAUGUACAUGACCGCUGGAGUGCUGCCGCAAAGAGGGGUGCGGACUCUGACUUAUCUCUGCACGUCGUCCGACAAACAGGUCGUGCUCUCGGUAUUGUGCUCUCUUCUAAACACUACGUUAAAGUACAAUCCAGCCAGCUGGCGCGUGCCAUACAACAAUUUGGUAUUCAGAGACACCAAGCAGGUUCUUGUCACUUACUCUAUACACUUUCUAUUAGCGAUGCUCAUAUACCCUAUACCCGAAGAUGCAACCUCGUCGUCGCACAAGAACUUUUUCCGUCAUUUUCUCGGUCGGAUCCAUCGCCCGCAAGAUUUCCAGUUCAUAGUCGAUGGGAUGACCCGCAUUCUCAACCAGCCGCUUCAAGAGAAGACUUCAUACAUUCCCGGCGCUCAGUCUUCCUCGAAUCUUGCCCCGGAGGUCUUGAUGCUUUUCUGGGAGCUGAUUCAGUGCAACAAACGGUUUCGAUCCUUCAUCAUCGAUACAGACAGGGCACAUGAUUUCGUUGUGCUAUCUCUGUUUUACGCUCUGGAAUACAGAAACGAGCCGUCUAAGCAGGGGGUUGUGCGCAUGUGCGCAUUUCUCCUACAGACGUUGAGCGUUGAAGUGAGCUUUGGCUCUCACCUGAACAAGAGAUUCGAAGGACAAGAGAGCCUGCCUGCAAGCAUCAGGAUCAGCGGAUUUAGGGGUACCUAUGCCGACUUCCUUCUGCACUCUAUAUACACCUUGAUUACCACGAGUCAGGGGAACUUCGCGCCGGUCUAUCCCGCGCUUCUAGCGGUCAUCAACAACAUAGCGCCACACGUCGAAGGCCUGAGUGCCACAACCAGCGCUCAGCUCAUGCAUCUGUUUUCCUUGAUGGCAUCCCCAUCCUUUCUGCUUGCCAACGAGACAAACCAUGUCCUUCUACAGUCUCUUCUGGAGUCACUCAACUCAAUUCUUGAAAACAAAUACCGCCAAAAUCCAGAGCUGAUAAUGGCCAUUCUGAAAAACAAGAAGCGAAUAGAGGCACUUCGAUCAUUCACAUUGGAAAGCGGGCAAGAGGAAAUUGAAAAGAUCAACAGGAGAAGAAAAGAGUUCGGAAACCACUCAGGGCUGUUCGAUGACGGGUCUCGACGGAGCUCGGCUGAUAGCGUACGGAGCCCAACGAAUGCUCUGUCCCGCAGCCAGUCCUUGGAUGAACCCCCGGGGGACAGCGCAUUUGCCGUUGGAGACGACGAAGAUGACGACAGCGAUGAAGAGCCUCAGGCAACGCCGGCCGCAUCGACGGGUAGCGAAAAUCCGUCGCAAGCGUCCUCUGUGACCAAUGUCGAAGAUGCAGUGCCUGUGCAGCUGCGAGGAAUGUCGGAGAAGGCCCGUGGAAAGAUGCCGGCCAAUAUCCAGUCCUUCUCCAGGCAGAACAGUUCAACAAGCCUUGGCGCAUACUCGACCAGCAAUGCGGCGUUCGGAGGCAGCUUCGAACCCACAGCCCCCUGGAUCGAGAGUUGGCUGCCGGAGUUGCCUCUGCACACAAUGUUGACCAUCAUUCAGCAGGCAACAGCCGUUCUCCCACGACACGCAUUGGCCCGAGAAGCCCUGCCGGACACGCUGCGUCGGAUUCAGAAGAUUGAAUUCAUCGGCCUCGAGCCAUCGCCCAUACGAGUUCACUCCUUUGAAUGGUCGUCGCUGGCACUCGGGUGGUACGAGUCCCUGCUCUGGGGCGUCAUCUUCGCCAGCGAAAUGCAGAUUGCAAAGGGCACCAUGGGCAUAUGGAACGGAACUGCCAUCAAGCUCUUUCGCGUCCAGGAGACGGCACCGGCAGGCCCCACACUGACCUCACCCAGAGGGGCUGUGGAUGCCGUUGGAAGCAAUAUUGUUUCACGAAUCGGCCAGAUAAAUCUUCGCGGCGCGUCGGCACCCUUGGCACCCUCGAACUCUGCACCAAGCAGGGGGGGUUCAUGA
This is a messenger RNA of Trichoderma citrinoviride, 2631 nucleotides long. RefSeq lists its product as hypothetical. Gene Ontology annotation, cellular component: membrane; Golgi medial cisterna; Golgi trans cisterna. Bases 1 to 2631 code for a protein of 876 amino acids. NCBI's taxonomy places the organism in Eukaryota, Fungi, Ascomycota, Sordariomycetes, Hypocreales, Hypocreaceae. The transcript has 3 exons. The record is from RefSeq and is a predicted model, not a curated record.